AUGCUCAGACCAAUGUUUUACAACUACACUUUUCUCAUCUCGAGUAUUGCCCCCCGCCCCAUCGGUUCCGUCAGCACAAUAUCCUCCGAUGGCAAACACAACUUAGCUCCAUUCAGUUACUUCCAAGUCGUGGACCAUGACCCUCCAGUCUUUGUCAUCGGCUUCUCUGGACGCGCUGAAAGGCCCAAAGAUACUUUGCGCAACUUGAAGGAGACGGGCGAAUGUACUUUCAACAUUGUUUCUGAAGAUAUUCUUGAAGCUGUCAAUGUAACUUCAGUGGAUGCACCGUAUGGUGUCUCUGAAUGGGCGCUUUCUGGGCUCACGAAAGCUGAUAGCACUACUGUCAAGGCUCCCAGGGUCAGGGAAUCAGUGGUCUCUAUCGAGGGUAGACUUUGCGAGAUCGUUGACUACAACACUUCGAGAAAGCCGGUGGGUGCUCAUGGUGCUUUGGCCGUUAUCGAGGCGACUAGGUUUUGGGUUGCUGAAAGCGCCGUUGAUGAAAACGCAGUCAUGUUGAGCUGA
Messenger RNA from Aureobasidium namibiae CBS 147.97, 522 nucleotides. RefSeq lists its product as uncharacterized. The record is from RefSeq and is a predicted model, not a curated record. The transcript is spliced from 2 exons. Lineage: Eukaryota; Fungi; Ascomycota; Dothideomycetes; Dothideales; Saccotheciaceae. Bases 1 to 522 code for a protein of 173 amino acids. Gene Ontology annotation, molecular function: FMN binding.